UGGCUCAUUACCAAUCUCUCGUUUCAACCCUACGAGGCGACCACGCAGGAGAGAAGAUUUUUAGACAGGGCGGUUCGUUCCGGUUCAAAUCCGGUUCGAAACCUAACGUAACAGACUAAUCCGACAUGAACAAAGACUCUUGAAGCUUUUAUCACUUUCCUUCCUGCCUUCCUCUUAUGUCGCUCUAUCCUCCUCUCCCAAAAAUGAAACCCUAACCCUAAUUCCACAUAAAUCCUGCUCCUUCACCACCAAAAUUCUCACUGCUUCACAAACCUCUCGCUUUGAACUAGGAGAGCGAAGAGAAGAAAGGCCAAGGUCGAUGGAGACUCAGUUCACUCACAAUUUGUACGAGCGACGCCCCUUUGUCAAAUCCAAGGCUCCUGCUGUUAAAUGGUUCAAAGAAUGGGUGCCCCAAGAUGUUGUGGCAACUGGUGGGAAGUGUUCUCUUUUCAAAUGGGUAAAUGAAAACCAAUUGAAGGCUUUGAAAGAGAAGGCAAAAGAAUCACCAGCACCAGAACCAGAACCAGAACCUACUACAGAGGUUCUUUUCCUAUGUAGUUUUGAAGGCUGUGGAAAGACUUUUAUAGAUGCUGGUGCUUUGAGAAAGCAUUCUCAUAUCCAUGGAGAGAGACAAUAUAUUUGUCACUAUGAAGGAUGUGGAAAGAAAUUUUUAGAUAGUUCAAAGUUGAAAAGACACUUCUUAAUUCAUACAGGUGAAAGAGAUUUUGUUUGUCCUCAUGAAGGCUGUGGUAAGGCAUUUUCACUGGAUUUCAACCUGAGGUCACACAUGAAAACGCAUUCACAAGAAAACUACCAUAUCUGCCCAUACUCAGAAUGUGGAAAGAGAUAUGCUCAUGAGUACAAACUGAAGAACCAUAUUUCAGCUCACCAUGAAAAGCAUGCAACUGCAGAUGCAGUGAAAUAUACCACGCCUCCAGAAAAGAUAACUAAAGUUUCCAAGCCUUCAGCAGUGGCGUAUGGCUCUGCAUCAUCGGAUCGUCCUUAUGCUUGUCCUUAUGAAGGUUGUAUAAAGGCCUAUAUCCAUGAAUACAAGCUUAAACUACAUUUAAGAAAAGAGCAUCCUGGCCAUAUGUCUGAUGAAAACGCUGAGAAUGCCUCUCCCAAUGCUGACAAUGAGAUGGAUGAGGCCAGUGAUCAAGAUGCCUAUGCUGAGAAGCGUGUGAAUGGGAAAAGUCGGAAACAGAGCCGGCCCAAGCCCAACUUGAAGAUGCCUCCAUCAAAAAUUACACAACGGAAAGGUGCAAGUCCAUCUCGUGCCAGUUUGAAUGUGGUGAAAAAAUCUUGGCAAGCAAAAGAAGAAACCUACGAGGAAGAAGAUAGUGAAGAGACAGAGGAGGAGGAUCGCGACAAUGCAGAGGAUGGAUGGAGAUAUGGAGAAAACAAUGAGGAUGACGACGAUGAAGAGACGGAGUAUGAAGACUGAAGAGAAACACAGCUAGGGUGCUUUUUUCAUUUUCAAAUAUUUUUUUUUAAUUUGUGUUCUUGUAAAAUAGUUCUCUUUUUUCUCUCUCAAAUAAUUCUGAACUUGAAGAAAUUUAUAAAUUUUUAUGCAAUAUUGACUAGCGGCAUUGGAAC
Molecule: messenger RNA, 1596 nt
Organism: Hevea brasiliensis (rubber tree)
Lineage: Eukaryota; Viridiplantae; Streptophyta; Magnoliopsida; Malpighiales; Euphorbiaceae
Product: zinc finger transcription factor YY1
Exons: 6
Coding region: 320-1444 (374 amino acids)
Biological process (GO): regulation of transcription by RNA polymerase II
Cellular component (GO): PcG protein complex; transcription regulator complex
Molecular function (GO): DNA-binding transcription factor activity, RNA polymerase II-specific; RNA polymerase II cis-regulatory region sequence-specific DNA binding
Source: RefSeq, a predicted model, not a curated record